AAUUUGGGUUCUUGUAUUUUCCCCGGCUCAUUAUAAAGUCGUUUUUACCGGCACAUGGUUUCGAAUCUUUUUCUGUAUAAAUUUGGCGAUUACAUAACAUUUCUUCGAGUGAGCCACGUUUAGUGCCGUUAAAGGUGCAAUGUAGAAUUAAUGCGUGGUAGUGAUAACAAGGAAAUAAGUUAUAUUAAAGCUUCUUGAAUAUUAGUAGGCCAAUUCAGUUUGACCGACAAUGCUAAAAUUGUACAUGAGUAUAUACUUACAACUAUGAAACAUAGUAAACUUCACCUUGUUAUUCGCAAUGAUAAGUUAUUAUUGACCUAUGAAGCAGUUGAAGUUGGUAAAAAAGAAAGAGAUCGUUACCAUGAUGUAGGCUAUGCACUUCGAGUUUUAGCCAAGUUAUUGUUGCAGUACAGAAAACAGUUUAAUGCAGAAGAUGCAUCUGCCAAAGAUUUAGUCAAUACAAAAAACUAUGAUAACAUUGUUUCUUCUAUGAAAGUUUGUGCAGAUUAUUGUGGACCAAGAAAAAUUGGAAAUCCUCAUCUUGUUUUAAUAAUAGGAUAUUCAUUAAAAACUUUAGCUAUAAUAGUCAAAUUAGAGUACCUGAAAUUAGGAUUACAAGACAUGGUUGAAAACAUUCGAAAUUUUUUAGAGCUAUUGGAAUCAGACUACAGUAUUUUUUUAAACAAUGCGCGUAGUGUAUAUGAUUUACGAAAAGCAAAUGCACCAGAUAUGUUGCCAGAAGAAAGUGACAUUAAAGUUUUAAGAAAUUAUUGUGUUAGUGAAAUCAGCAAGUAUUUAAACAAUACGAUUCUUACAUCUAAUGAAUAUAUUCAUUUGUGUAAACUUACUUAUGUAAGAAUACUAACAUUUAAUGCUAGGCGAGGUGGAGAACCUGGAAAGUUAACAUUAGCAGAUUGGGAUAUGGUAGAAAAAGCCAGGUGGAAACGCCAAACUGACAUAGAUGCUUUAGAUGAUCCGAUAGAAAAAAAGGUUCUUCUGUAAAAGCAUUAGUUCCGAUUAUUUUUACUGAGGAAGUUGUUGGUGCAAUCAGACUAUCAAUCAGCUCAAGGCAAUAUGCUAAUAUUUCUCAUAAAAAUAAUUAUGUGUUUGCCCGUGGUACAGGCUGUUUUAAACUACGUGGUUGGGACGCGCUGCAAUCUUUAACAAAAAAGCUUAAUUUAUCGAAGCCAAAGCUUAUUACGCCAACUAGAACUAGAAAGUAUUUGGCAACCAUUCUGCAGUUGUUAGACAUUAAUAAUGCUGAGCUUUUGUGGCUCACAAAUCACAUGGGGCAUACUAAAGAUGUUCAUCAAAAUUAGUAUCGACUCGAGGAUUCUACUAUUGAAUUAACAAAAGUAGCAAAAGUUCUUCUUGCUAUGGAUAAUGGCGAUGCAAGGUGCAUUCAAAAUAAGAAAAUCGAUUCACUAUUACAAAAUAGUUUUGAAGGUAUUGGGAUAUCAAAUGUUAAUACAGGAGGAAGUGCUAAUGUUUGCACUUAUUCAGAUGAAGAUGUUGGAGAUGCAAAUAGCAAUGUUUUAGAUAAAAAUAGCAAUGUCAUUGAAAAUGAAUUAAUUAAUGUCGAACGUAAAAGAAUACAAAAUAAAAGACUAAACAUGCACAAAGAGUCAAAAAAAACUUGGAAAGGUUGGUCGGAAGAAGAAAACGCAUCACUUUGUAAAGCGUUUUCGAUAUAUAUCACGAGAAAGAUUCCGUGUCCGCUUCUUGAUGUUAAAAAAAUUAUUGAAAGUAUACCUUGUCUUCGAAGAAAAGGGCAUAAGAUUGUUAAAGACAAAUUAAACAAUAUUAUUAGAAAGAGAUGAUUUAUGCGUGUUUAUUUAUUUAUAUACAAAUAAUGGUGUUUUGAAGUAGUUAUGUUGAAAUCAAGUUUAUUAACGUUGAUUAAAUAUUAUAUAAUUAUUUCAAGUGUAUUAUCAUUUUAAGUGUGUAUAAAAAGAUCAGUGUUAUAUUUUGAAUAUAUAUCAA
This is a messenger RNA of Hydra vulgaris (swiftwater hydra), 1983 nucleotides long. RefSeq lists its product as uncharacterized. NCBI's taxonomy places the organism in Eukaryota, Metazoa, Cnidaria, Hydrozoa, Anthoathecata, Hydridae. The record is from RefSeq and is a predicted model, not a curated record.